Messenger RNA from Vitis vinifera (wine grape), 1382 nucleotides. RefSeq lists its product as uncharacterized. Lineage: Eukaryota; Viridiplantae; Streptophyta; Magnoliopsida; Vitales; Vitaceae. Gene Ontology annotation, cellular component: chloroplast. Bases 931 to 1197 code for a protein of 88 amino acids. The transcript is spliced from 2 exons. The record is from RefSeq and is a predicted model, not a curated record.
AACAUUAAAGUAGCUUACGAGCGCAGGGAACGUAACGGGCGGGGGUCCUGUAUCGCCGACGGUGGCGCCGGAAACGAUAUUUCCGGCGAAGGUACAUCGAUGAUGAUAUUCGAAUCUGCCGUGUUACUUGAGCACCUGUACGAAGCUGAUGGAGUCAUUGGAGCACUUGUUAUCUCGAUCUCUCCGACCGCACCGUCGAUAUUCGGAACUCCAACCGCUGUGAUUCCAAAGAUGAGGAGAUCAAAACAUUAAGACCCGGUCCAUGGCAUCACUGGAAGCUGGAAUUCACUUCUCACAGCAAAAGUAGUGCUGAACCCUGUUUCUAAUUUCCUUCCUGACAACAAAUCACAGUCCUGUGUGGUAUUCUUACCUGCUAUUUGAACACGAAACGCUAUUUCAUUUGAGACUCCUCACCAAUUAGCCUACAGCUAAUAUACAUACAAAAUAAUUCCCUCCGGUAGAUUUUUAAUGAACAGUUUGAAUUGUAUUUAGGUCCAGAGCCAAGGAGAUUUUGAUGAUUCAAGCAGCUCUACAUGGGAUGGUUAGUUCUCUGUUCAGAUAUGGUACACAUAUUGAUCCCUGAGGUAGAGUAUACUCCAACUAUAUUGUCCAGAUAAGUGGUUGGGCUAGAAUGGUGCCACGUGGUGAAUUCGUAGCCAUGCCUGCCGAGGAUGAGCCCUCAUCUUCAUUUUAUUGUUCCUCCUUGUAAAAUAAACAUACCAAUAGAAAGGAUAAGCCACUUGUGGAGAACUCGUGUUAUAAACACUCUUGUAAUUCCCUCAUCUCAGUCUCCAACCCAUCCAACGGCUCACAUUCAUGCAAUAGACCCAGUAAGGAUAUAUUAUCUUGGGCCGUAUUGUUUUCUCCUUCAAUUCCCACAUUCCCAAGCUCCACACUAGGAUAGAGAGAGAUAUAACAUUGAUAGCUAAGAUGGCUUCUCUAACCAUAGCUUUUGCUCCGGCAGCUGGACGGGUGUUUGCAGCAACCGCAGAAAAGAGCUCUGGUGGAAGCGGGGAGAAGGGUAUUCUUGACUGGAUCCUUGGAGGGUUACAGAAGGAGGAUCAGAUGCUUGAGACAGACCCGAUUCUGAAGAAGGUUGAGGAGAAAAAUGGUGGCAGCAACGGCGGCCGGAAGAAUUCUGUGGUGGUUCCACCAAAGAAGAAGGGUGGCUUUGGAGGCCUUUUUGCCAAGAAAUGACUGAUGCCCAUCAAUGUAAUGAUGCUCAGAAUUGGUCUGUUCUACGUUGUUUUGAUCUUUGAUCAUAAUGAUUUCUCAAUCGUUAAGCUGUGUUACCUUAUUUCAUCAUUUCUUCCAUGACCAUGGACUCUCAAUUUAUUUCUGAUAUCAUCAUAUCAUCAGGUUAUCUGAACUCAGUUAUCUUC